This is a messenger RNA of Emiliania huxleyi CCMP1516, 936 nucleotides long. RefSeq lists its product as hypothetical. NCBI's taxonomy places the organism in Eukaryota, Haptophyta, Isochrysidales, Noelaerhabdaceae. Bases 1 to 936 code for a protein of 311 amino acids. The transcript has 5 exons. The record is from RefSeq and is a predicted model, not a curated record.
AUGGCGAGCGCGUCCGCGAACAACGCUGUGGUAGUCGCCCUCUACCGAGCGCUCUACCGGAUGGCCAGCCGCAUCGACGCCGAUCCCGCGCUCAAGGCCCUCGUGCCGUCACUCGCUCCCGAGCGGCACUAUGACCACGAGCGUGAGGAGUGGUGCACUCUCUACCCGUUCUCGGAUGAGCGGCGCGGCUACACGGCUCUCGCGCUCCUCUUUCUGGGCGCGCCGCUGUACAGGCCGGCGCGAGGGAAGCCCGAGUCGCUGCGCGAGUGGUUGAGUGGCAAGUUCCGUCCCAGCAGCCGCGGCGGGCGCUCGGCGGUGGCGUCGGCGGUGCUUGACGCGAUGCCGGGCCCUGUGGGCGGGCCGUCGGGCGAGCAGCCGCUGCUACUGGCGGCGCACCCGAUGCAGCUCUCCGCCUCCUUCGGCCGCUCCCUUAUCCUCGUCACGCAGCACGGCGCUGGCGGCUCUCACGGCUGGCUCGUCAACAAGCCGUCGGCGAUCCGGCUCCGGCACGCGGCCAGGCUGCUCGGCCUGCGGGUUCAGCAGAAGGAGCUGGGCCACCUCGGCCGGAACCGCGUGUACGUCGGCGGGCCGGUGGCGGGCCCGCUCCUCGCCCUCCACCCGCACCGCUCGCUCCUCGACGCCGACGCCGACGGCGAGGAUGAGUCCGCGCGCGCGGCUUCGCCCGAGGACUUCAAGCUCGUGCUCGGCAGCUCGGCCUGGGGCCCCGCGCAGCUCGACGGCGAGUACGAGUUGGGCGAGUGGUACGGCGCGCGGCCAGACGCCGCCGAGCUCCGCUCCAUUUGCCUCGCGCAGCCGCGCCACCGCUUCGGAGGCGGCGCGCCGCGCAGCGGGGGCGUGCCUGUCUGCAGCUCGCCGGCGACCGCUGCGCAGCCUCGCGCCUGCUCCACGCUCGCGCCGAUGAGCUUGACGAGAUGA